Coffea arabica (coffee) is the source of this 1553-nucleotide messenger RNA. Lineage: Eukaryota; Viridiplantae; Streptophyta; Magnoliopsida; Gentianales; Rubiaceae. The record is from RefSeq and is a predicted model, not a curated record.
AUGGGAGAAAGAAGGAUGCAGAAACCGGAAUCCUAUCUCUUGAAGAGAGGUGCAGAAAGCUCUCCCUUUGACUCAGGUGGGCCUUCCACCACUUUGACUGUUGCGGAUGUAGUUCCUCUCAUUGUGAAGAAAGAAGUAAUGAAAGGAAAGAGAAGCCCAGGCCGUGCUUUGAAAGGAGGAUACAGAGAGAAAGUGCAGAUAGCAAUCAAGUUUGGCAUUGGAGCAAGGGAUGGGAAAACGGACAUUCGUGGUGAUCCAGAGUAUGUGCGUGCUUAUUGUGACAGCAGCCUGAAGUGGCUUGAUGUUGAAUACAUUGAUCUUUUUUAUGCUCAUCGUAUUAAUACUCAUGUUCCCAUUGAAGUCACGGUUGGAGAGAUGAAAAAACUUGUUGAGGAGGGUAAAGUUAAAUACAUCGGUCUAUCAGAGGCCUCUGCUUCGACAAUCAGAAGGGCUCAUGCUGAUCAUCCUAUAAUAGCUGUUCAGUUAGAAUGUCCAUUGUGGUCAAGAGAUUUGGAGGAAGAAAUUCUUCCGACAAGCAGAGUGCUUGGUAUUGGCAUUCUCCCUUACAUCUCUCUUGGACGAGGAUUUUUCUCUACAGGACCACAACUGCUUGACAACUUAGCAGAGGGUGACAUGCGUCAGAGUUUUCCAAGGCUGAAACCAGAAAACCUGGAGGAAAACAAGAAAAUAUUUGCACGGGUUAGUGAAAUGGCAGCAAAGGAUGCACCCAAGCACAGCUGGCCUUGGCUUGGGUUCAUCAUCAAGGAGAUGACGUGGUUCCAAUUCCUGGUACCACCAAGAAGGAUAACUUCAACCAAAAUUUUAUGUUGCAAGAACAUCAUCUAGUUUCCUGGUUUUGAUAUGAGUGCGGAAUCAUCUCGUAUCGUAUCUGAGUACGUACAUAAAGAGUAACAUCUGCAAAGUUCGGGAGCGGGAAACGCACUGCGUGGAUUGCUUUGAGCCUGGUGGUGCAGUAUCUGAAACAGAGGAGCUGCAGCCCGCGCGUAUGGUGGAGGAGCAGCAACCCCAUAAUAUUCAUCAUGAUCGAGCCCAGACUGACAACGUGAUGAACAUGCAGUGGGCGUUGGUGGUUAUUGGAGCUUGUUUCGCGGCCAUUAGCGUCAUCUUGCAAGCUCUCCAAUCUCAUGCAACUCUCCCUGUAGCUUCAACCUUUCCCUGGUUCUGCAUGGCUUUCGAGCUGGCCUUCUUAGCUUUGUUGGUAUCUGUUUACAUACGGCACCAUUAAGACAAAGCAUAUCGUGUCAUGGAGCACGCUGCAAUUUUCUUCUGCGUUGUUGCGCUUCUCUUGGCCAUCUGGAUGACCCUCGAUCCCCCACUCAAGCAGAUGUCCGCCGCCCUCUUCUUUGUUGGGUUCACCAUAAUUAUCCUUGCCAAUCGUUCUCUGCGUGACUGGGUUUAACGGAACUACUGCAGUGUGAUCCUCUGAUGCAUGCGAUUUAACAUCUCUGCCGAUUGUUUUUCUGCCUCUGAUAAGUUAAAAUUCUGUUUUCCACUUUGUCUUUUCAUUUUCCGUUUUUUAGUAAGUAGUACUG